AUGGUUCUUUUUCUCCUAUCUCUGCUACCUCUGAUACCAAUUAGCUUCGUGAGCUUAAUGUCCAUGAGUGCAUCAUUGGAUCAAUUUAAAGUGCUGCAUAGAAGGCAAUUUAAACCUCCUUUGAUUUCACUGAAUGCACCUUCUCUUUCUCCAGCAUCUCAUGGUCCAGUUGUCACUCCUAUUGGUCUUACUCGAUCAAGGAGUAACCACCACCAUCGGGUGAGAACUCAUGCAAUUUCUCCAGAUCUAUCGGCUAUAGCAGGUUGUGGUCAUACUUGUACAGAGCCUCUCACUUCAGAACAUCGGUUCACCCUGUGGCUGUGUGCUUCCAAUGAAAAAGGCACCUAUCUAGUACAAAGUCAAGUGGUCAUAAUUGGCGCGACUGCUGAUAGUCAAAAUCAGGGAAGAUCAGUGGUUGAUAUUAACCUGGUGCCGCUGGGGGUAAAAUUUGAUAACACUACUGCUAUCCUGACUUAUGAGAGACUUAGGAAAAAGAAGGUGCUUCUGAAUAGGACCCUUUUUGGUGAUUAUGAAGUAGUGUGCAUUACAUAUCCAGGGCUUCCUUCAUCAUCUGAUACUUUUGGUGAUGGUCCAAGUGGAAGUGCUGGAGAUCAGCGAGACCCUAUCAACGCAGAUUUUGCUGACAAGAAUCAGAAAAUGAACCCUCAAAUGAUUUUUGUCAUUGCUCUGUCGGCAUUUGUACUCUUGGUAGUUUGCUGUGCGGCAGUCGUGAUACUCAUUAAGUGCAGGAAGUCUAACAGACCAUCCAACACUGUUGAUCCAGUAUUUACACAAUCAACAAACAAGAGAUCUGGGAUUGGAUCUAUGUUCUCAAGUAACCCAACCUGCUCAACAUCGGCAUCUCUCGUUGCAACCAUGCCUGCUUCAAUUCUAUCUGUUAAAACAUUUACACUAGGGGAGCUCGAGAAGGCCACAGAUAAGUUUAGUUCAAAAAGAGUUUUGGGUGAAGGGGGGUUUGGACGUGUUUACCAUGGGAUCAUGGGAGAUGGAACUGAAGCAGCUAUUAAGGUACUUACCAGGGACUAUCAAAAUGGAGAUCAAGAGUUCAUUGCUGAAGUUGAGAUGCUAAUUCGAUUACAUCACCGUAACCUUGUAAAGUUAAUUGGUAUAUGCAUUGAACAACACACACGCUGCUUGGUCUAUGAGCUAGUUCCAAAUGGCAGUGUGGAGUCCCACUUGCACGGUGAAGACAAGAAGAAAGUGCCUCUUGACUGGGAUGCACGGUUGAAGAUUGCUCUUGGUGCAGCAAGAGGAUUGGCUUAUCUUCAUGAAGAUUCUAAUCCUUGUGUAAUUCAUCGAGAUUUCAAAGCCAGUAAUGUUCUGUUAGAACUUGACUUUACUCCCAAGGUUUCAGAUUUUGGUUUGGCUAGGGAAGCAACAGAAGGAAAUCAUCAUAUAUCAACUAGGGUCAUGGGAACUUUCGGGUAUGUUGCACCUGAAUACGCAAUGACAGGACAUCUACUUGUCAAAAGUGAUGUUUACAGUUAUGGAGUUGUUCUGUUAGAGCUUCUAUCUGGAAGAAAACCCGUGGACAUGUCUCGACCUCCUGGACAAGAAAACCUUGUGACUUGGGCACAAUCUCUGCUGACUAGUCGAGAAGGCUUGGAGCAGUUAGUGGAUCCGUCCUUGGCUGGGACUUAUGAUUUUGAUGACAUGGCAAAGGUGGCAGCCAUUACUUCUAUGUGUGUUCACCCAGAGGUGACAAAUAGGCCUUUCAUGGGAGAAGUAGUCCAGGCACUAAAACUCAUCUAUAACGACCCAGACAAGACUUUCGGGGACACUUGUAGUGAGAAGGAGUCUUCUGCUCGGGAAUCUGACUUCAAAUAUGAUUUCCCCCAUUCUGACAGUAGUUGGUGGAAUGCUGGCGGGAUUACCCCACGGUUGACAUAUGGGACAAUGGAGUACAGUUCAGGCCCUCUUGAAGAAUUCGAAAACAGACCAUUUUCGGCUUCAGAGUUGGUUGAGGGUGGUGUUGCCUUGCCUAUUAGGCAUGGUAAUAGAUCAGGUCCUUUGAGGACAGUGCGGAGUAAACAAGCUCUUUAUAGAUUACAGGGGAGUAUGAGCGAACAUAGUGGCCUCUCGAGACGUGCUUGGAUUAAUGGCACUGAAUAUGAAGCUUCCUUUUAG
Molecule: messenger RNA, 2148 nt
Organism: Fraxinus pennsylvanica
Lineage: Eukaryota; Viridiplantae; Streptophyta; Magnoliopsida; Lamiales; Oleaceae
Source: the annotation of a GenBank genome assembly